AUGCGCUUCAUCACAAUCGGAGCGGGUGCUGCUCUUGCAACCCUUACUCAAGCAUUUCUACUUCCUCCAACUAUCUCGAAAGUUGAUAGCGAUAUCGUAAAUGCCUUAUCUUUCGACGCUGCCAUCGAGGCAGACGGUAGAAUGCUGGCUGUCGACUGUCCUGGCUGUCCAGUUUUUGCUCGCGAUCAUCAAGGAGGUCGACACGAUUUGAAGGCGGUGAAUAGACUCAUGUUUAAUUUCUCCGUCUCACACGAUAACGGACUCGAUCGCGUACUUUUGAAUGGACUUCAAUUUUAUCCCAUCGAUAUGGAAUCCAGUCUCGAACGUCUUACAGCUCCACAAAUGAUCAAGACAACAGAAUCCAAAUGGGUCCAAGCCGCAGAACCCGAUCUUGGUUAUGCUUUACGCAUACAUAAGCCGAUAUCAUAUUCAAAGCAAGAUCAAAUUGACUUGAUCAUCGCAACCCUAGAGAUUAUCGAAGUGAGAAACACAUUUGUGGAUACGGUUGAUAGCAUCGACCUCAAGAUUCUUACAACAUCAAGCGGAAAAUUGAUGAUUGGUGAUGCGCAAGUUACACCACGACCACCAAAGAGCCAUUUAUCUAAUCCAGCUGAUGAUGGACAAGAAUGCACAACGUUGCUUUGCAAAUGGAGAGCCAUUAUUACUGAUAAACUUUCGGCUCUCAAGAAAGGCUGUGGUGGCAAAGCUCAACCGGAUGCUCAUCACAAUAGACCUCAGGGUAAUGGACGUCCAGGUCCUCACAGUCAUCAUGGCGGCCAUGGUGAUCAUGGUAGACCUCAUCGAUUUUCUCACAAACACCACAGUAUCACCAGGUUCUUGCGGGGUGUUGUCUUACAUGUCAUUAUUCCAGUCAUCGUCGGAAUUGUCGCCGGAAUCACUGCCAGUCUUGUUGGUAUGAUGGUCGGACAUGUUGUUAUCUUCGUGUGGCGUUCAUUGUUCCGCAGAGGAUCUCAAGGCUCAUACACCAAGGUUCAACAAGAAGAUGUUGUUGUCGAGGAAGGUAUCGAAGAAGACAAAAGCCUUAUCCAACAUCAAGGACCACCUCCGGUUUACGAAGAUAUUGUCAGGGAAGUCAAGGCAUAA
This is a messenger RNA of Sclerotinia borealis F-4128, 1104 nucleotides long. Lineage: Eukaryota; Fungi; Ascomycota; Leotiomycetes; Helotiales; Sclerotiniaceae. The record is from the annotation of a GenBank genome assembly.